UUCUGAACAAACGUCAGUCUGACAGGCAAAAUGACCAAUGACUCCUGUCAUUAUUGUGAAAAUUGUUUAGCAAUAACAAUUCCUUAGUCACCAUCUGUUUCUUCACGCUUUGUCCUUGACAAUUAUUCGCAUUGUACUAGGAAUUAGUGUCGAUGCAAUUUUUAGUUAGAAUAUUUGAUCGUUACUCAGAGAAAGGUGUUUCAGAAUUUUUUGACGGAAGGGAAACCUUCAAAUCGUCAAGGUGAGCGAGCAAGGAAAGUGGGACUUUUUUGUUUGAUAAAUGGAGCAGUGUUAAAUCGUGAAAAUAAAGACAAUUCAUGGUACAUAUACAGAUGCAAUGGAGGAUUAUAAAUUUUUAUUCAAAGUCGUUCUUGUUGGGAAUGCCGGUGUGGGGAAGACCUGUCUCGUUCGUAGAUUCACACAGGGAUUAUUUCCUCCAGGACAGGGGGCCACGAUAGGAGUGGAUUUUAUGAUAAAAACUGUAGAAGUAGAGAAUGAAAAAGUUAAGCUUCAAAUUUGGGACACUGCAGGCCAGGAAAGAUUUCGAUCGAUAACUCAGAGUUAUUAUAGAUCAGCUCAUGCAUUAAUCCUUGUGUAUGAUAUUUCCUGUCAACCAACGUUUGACUGUUUACCUGAUUGGUUAAGAGAAAUUGCGGAAUAUGCCAGUAAUAAAGUUUUGACGAUAUUGGUUGGAAAUAAAAUUGAUAGAGAAGAUAGAGAAAUUCCAACGCACGUAGGUGAAGAUUUUGCUCAACGCCAUGGAAUGUAUUUCCUUGAAACAUCAGCGAAAGAAGCGGAAAACGUUGAGCGAUUGUUUAUGGAGAUUGCUGCGGAAUUAAUGGAGCAAGCACGAAGCAAGGAAUUACCUCGAUACGAGACGAAUGCAACGUCAAUAAAUGCAAAAACAACGUCAAUUGGUGACAGCAGCAGUUGCAGCUGCAGUCGAUUUUCCUAAGGAUCUCUAAACACUGAACGGAAAAGAAAAAUAAUUUGAUUAAUGGUGUGAUGAAAGUUUUGCAAAUACACCUGGUGGCCUGAAAAGUAUUUGUUCUCACGAGAGACAAAAUGGUAAUUUAUUCAAUAGCCACAGCAGUAAUUGCCGACUCAAUUCGGGGUUCAGAUGUGCUGAAGUAUCACAAAUUACAUCACAGAGUUACCUAUUUAAUUCACAUGGUAUUUAAUGACUCAUUCCCGUGGGUUUCGACCUCUCGAGGGUGACUGACUGCAUGUAUUUAUUUAUUGACUAAUUGUCGGAUUACAAGUAUUGACCAAAAUCCAAUGAAAAUCUUCACGAAGUAGAAGGGGAUUUUUUUAAUUGGUUCUCCUGCGUUUUGAUUACUCUAGCCUCGUUUGCUUUUCAUACAAACGUAACCACUAGAUAUCUAGCAUUAAUUUUGACAGCCGCUGGACUUUUUUUUCUGUAUUAUCAGCGAUAUACUCAACAACUUUUUUCCUUUGUGUGAAAAAAAAGCUUCAGCAAUUUAAUUUUUUGUGCUAGUUGAUCUUUCAAGACAAUUUUAAAGCGCAAAAGGUGAACGCAAUUUUGUUACGUUUGAUGAAUUAUUUUAUCACUGUUUUAAUUUUUUGUUGCUCGUAAGUCAUUUUUUGCGAAAGUGGUACAACGUAACGAUUUUACUCAUCUCACUCUAUGAAUAAUGAAAUUAUCCCAACAAUGAACCAUUCCAAAAGAAGAUAGCAAGCUAUCUAUUCCGUAGAAAUUUUUCUCAAUACAGAAAUGUUUUUCGAUAUUUCAUGAUCAUUCGAAACUUUUUUCAAGUCCGAUGAAUAAUAUUAUGGAUAAUAUUAUUUUUCAAAAUAAUAGGACCAUUAACAUCAACGUUGUAUUCGCCGCAGGAUAUUUUACAACUUUAAUGUAGAAUUAAAAGGUCUUUUGUAUAGUAAUGUUGUAAAAUUGAAAAUAAUUUAUUGCGCUCUGGUUUCAUAUUGCAGAUAACUGAGAAAAGAAAUUAUUGAAAUUUUUAAAAAUAUUUUACUUCAUUCAUCACUUUCCCGAGAGCAAAGGUAUUGAUCAAUUCAAAAAUACAAAAAUUUCGAAAUCAAUGAUUUUUUUUCUCGUGAAAAUACUGCAAUUAUCAUCUGUUGAAUUUUCGUUAGCCACUUCUAGUCGUCGCAAUUUAUUCAAAAAUUUUAUUUGAAAUUUAGUACAGAAAAAAAUGUGUAUCACAGCUGGUGCUGCGUGAUACACUCCGCAUGUUCAUUAUUUUAAAGAUAUUUAUGUGCUUCACAUUGUUUACAUAUUGUGUGAUUUUGGGGGGGUGGGAAAAAAUGAUUUUUUUUAUGUGAAAGAAAAAUUCUGCGUUGGUUGGACCCAAUCAAUGAUAAUUUAACGCGACUUGAGCGAUAAAUAUGGAGAAAAGUGAAAAUUUUUCGAAAAAUUCCCAUUAUUUUAUAAGUGAACCGGAAAAUGCAAAAUUGAGUAAUGGAUCUGACUUUGUUCGAUGGUGACUAAAACAUACAAGAGAUACAUUAAUAUUAUUACAAUAGAAUAAUCAUGGGAAUUAGCAUAUAAAUAUGAGAACUGGCUUGGAGCUAAUAUAAUCUACAAAAUUUUAUAAAUGAGGAAAGACACUAUUUCUUCUCAGCUGCCAGCCAGAUAUUUUUGGUUUACUUAUAGAAGUAUGGGAAUAUCUCAGAAAAUCCACGUUUUUCAAUAUAUAUAGCUACGUUCGUGCUGUGUUAAUUUUUAAUUGAAUAGAUAUUGUUUAGCGUUCGUGAGGGUGUGGGUGAUAAAUUAGAUAAGUAUGAGCGGGGCAGUCACGUUGGUUCGUAGUCAAUAAUUAAAAGAAAAUAUUAGAGUACAUUCGUUGAAACAUUUAACCAUGUCACUGUGCUUUCAUUACUCGUUUUCACGCAACACUGAUCAUUAAAAAGCACGUAUACAAUUGUAAUGAACUCGUGGCGAUCAGGAUGGUGCUAAUUCGUUCAGGCCCUUUAAUUAUUUUUAAUCACAACGCAAAGUAGUAAGAGACAUCUGCGAAUAUUUCACAAUGUUUUGAUUUCCCUUCCCUAAUUUUCUGCGUGAGAAAAUUAGACGAUAGAUAUAUAAUUGCAUAAAUGUAUUCACAAAUUUUUGGCACGGGAGAUAUUCGCAGGAUAAUAAUCGCAUAUAAUUUUAAAACAUCAAAAUUUUCCAACUUUUCUAUUCGAUCGACUCAUGCAUUUACUUCUGAUCCUCUGAGUCUAGACAUAAAUAAUAAAUCAGUUGAUAAAAUAAAUGAAAACAUAUCAAUUCAUCGCAUUGUAAUUUUCGACAGGCAUCUCGUUUUUUACUGUACACUUCUAAGAAAAUUUUUAUCGAAAACAAGAGAGGAAAAAUUACUCAAUCACGUGACGCUGAUUAUCUGUUAAAUUAGUUUAAUUUUGCAACCAGAGAUGAAACUUUAUGGGAUGAUGAACAUUAUGUUGAAAUUUCAGUGGAAUGUUACCAAAAAUAUCCUAAACAUUACGAAUGUAUUCAGUCACUAGCUACGCUUCAUUAUGAAUAAUGAUUUCUGUAAUAAUUGGCAUAUAAUGAGUCGCAUGCUACGAACCAGAAAACACAAUUAUUAUUAUUAAGUACCAUGAUCAUUACUAGAAUACAAUGUAUGCACUAAAUACUUCACUCAGCAAGAAAGAAAGAGAAAACAAUCAGUACUUGAGUUAUAGUUGAAUUUCGUAAAUAAAAAGAAUUGAAGGAACAACAAUAGCGAAUCAAAAUUGUUUUCGGUGAAUAUGAAGCUGAAUUCUUUACGUUUAGCAUUUUUAUGUUAAAUAAUAAUGCAAGUAUUAACUGAAAAGGCGUAUACUUAAUUAGUCAACCUGACGAACGGAAAAAUUGGUGAAGACAUUUGGUAUAAUUUAUUUUACCAAUAAAUUUUAUUUU
Messenger RNA from Fopius arisanus, 3883 nucleotides. It is a transcript of the gene Rab30, whose product is annotated as RAS oncogene family member Rab30. The record is from RefSeq and is a predicted model, not a curated record. NCBI's taxonomy places the organism in Eukaryota, Metazoa, Arthropoda, Insecta, Hymenoptera, Braconidae. The transcript has 5 exons. Gene Ontology annotation, molecular function: GTPase activity; GTP binding. Bases 338 to 955 code for a protein of 205 amino acids. Gene Ontology annotation, biological process: vesicle-mediated transport. Gene Ontology annotation, cellular component: trans-Golgi network; Golgi cisterna.